CGGUGUCGCCGUGACGACCGCGCCGUGGCCCCGCCUUCCCGCUCGCCUCGCAUCCUGGCUCCCUCCUGCCGUGGUCCGGUGCCAGGGCGUCCGUCCAGCCGCCCGCCGGUCCCAUCCAUCCAUCCCUCCAUCCUCCCCCCCCCCAUCCUUUCCUCCCUGCCCAGGGCCCCGGGCUCCGGCCGCGGGGACAGCUCCCAGGCUGGAAGAAGGGCAGCCUGGAAGGGGGGUACGGCCAUGGAGGAGGGGUCCUCGAGCCGGGCAGCCCCGGAGGAGGACGAGGCUGCCGCCGCCCCCAACCCCUUCGUCCACGAGCUGCAGUUGACCCGCCUGCAGAAAGUCAAGUUCUAUGUGCUGGGAGCUGUGCUGGCCCCGAUCCGUGUCGCUCUGGCCUUCGUGGUCCUGUUCCUCAUCUGGCCCUUUGCCCUGCUCCAGGUGGUGGGAUUACCGGAAGAGACCCUCCAGGAGCCCUUCUCCGGUUGGAGAAACACAGUUUCUCACGGUUCUGUCUACUUCCUGAGCCGCCUGAUGUUCUUCUUGCUGGGCUUCAUGAGGAUACGGGUCCGGGGUCAAAGGGCUUCGCGGCUGGAAGCUCCCAUCCUGGUGGCGGCCCCUCACUCGACCUUCUUUGACCCGAUCAUCCUUCUGCCCUGCGACCUCCCUAAGGUGGUCUCUCGCACCGAGAAUCUCCACGUGCCCGUCAUUGGAGCCCUGCUGAGGUUUAACCAGGCCAUCCUGGUCUCCCGUCACGACCCGGCUUCUCGCAAGAAGGUAGUGGAGGAAGUGAAGAAACGGGCAACUUCCCGAGGGAAAUGGCCGCAAGUGCUUUUUUACCCAGAGGGAACCUGCUCAAACAAGAAAGCCUUACUGAAGUUUAAACCAGGUGCCUUCAUAUCUGGUGUCCCCAUCCAGCCGGUCCUCAUUCGAUACCCAAACUCUCUGGAUUCGACAACAUGGGCAUGGAGAGGACCUGGAGUGUUAAAAGUCAUCUGGUUAACAGCAUCUCAGCUCUGCACAACAGUGGAAGUAGAGUUCCUCCCAGUUUAUCAGCCCAGCGCUGAGGAGGCUGUGAACCCUACACUGUACGCUAAUAAUGUCCAGAAAGUGAUGGCCAAAGCCCUGGGAAUCCCGGCUACAGACUGCGAGUUUGUGGGCAACCUUCCAGUCACCGUCGUGGGGCGCUUGAGAGUGGCCCUGGAACCACGCAUCUGGGAGUUGGGCAAAGCACUCCGGAAGGCCAGGUGCCCGACAGGUGGAGUCAAGGGCCAGUUGGAUUCCUUGCAUGCAGGUGCAUCAGGGCAGCUAGGGCCGAAGGAGCUGGGUCACUGGCUGGGGCUGGCCUGCCCCGAGGAUGUCGAAGGGCUCUGCACCUAUUUCCAGCAGGACGCCGAUGGCAACAUGGACUCCCGGGAAGUGGCCCUGGCCCUGGAGGCAUUGGAAGGAGAGCACAACCCACAGGCACUGACGUUUCGUGCUUUUAAGCUCUUCAAGGAGACAGACGGCGAGGCAGAGAACGGCCGGCUUCGCCUGGAUGGAUUCUGCGCCAUUUUGCGCCUCCUGCUGGGCACACCAGGUGCAGAUGGGGCCGAACUCUAUAGUCGGCUUUGUGGGGACCACAGCCAAGAUGGACUGACCCUCGAUGAGUUCCAAGACUUCUCUCUCCGCCACCCUGACUAUGCCCGCCUCUUCAGCACGUACCUGCGCCCCCCCGUGGCGUGUACUCUGUCCAAGCCCAGCCUCCCGCCCACCUAUGCUAAUGGCGUUCCUGCCUCCCCUCCCAAGAGCAAGGCAGACUGAACCCCCCGAAAACUCUUUAGCCAUGUGUAUACAACGAAACACACACACACACACACACACACACACACACACAGCCAUGCCACAUCCUUGGCCACGCAGACCCCGCCCCUCCUGCUCGCUUGCUCGCUCUCUGCCGCCACGGUGGUUAGGCAAAGGGGGGCGGAGACACCCCCAUCUCAGGGCAACCGUAACCGGGGAAUCACAGCCGCAAGUUCUUUGGGGAUUGGGGCUUCUCUCCGUUUAUUUUAAAAAGUUUUAUUUUUGUUAUGUUUCGAUUAUAUCAUUUUAUCUU
Molecule: messenger RNA, 2086 nt
Organism: Lacerta agilis (Sand lizard)
Lineage: Eukaryota; Metazoa; Chordata; Lepidosauria; Squamata; Lacertidae
Gene: LPCAT4
Product: lysophosphatidylcholine acyltransferase 4
Exons: 14
Coding region: 235-1794 (519 amino acids)
Biological process (GO): phosphatidylcholine acyl-chain remodeling
Cellular component (GO): endoplasmic reticulum
Molecular function (GO): 1-acylglycerophosphocholine O-acyltransferase activity
Source: RefSeq, a predicted model, not a curated record